This is a messenger RNA of Plasmodium gaboni, 736 nucleotides long. Its product is annotated as cytoadherence linked asexual protein. Gene Ontology annotation, biological process: adhesion of symbiont to microvasculature. The record is from RefSeq and is a predicted model, not a curated record. The annotation marks the transcript as partial. The transcript has 4 exons. Lineage: Eukaryota; Apicomplexa; Aconoidasida; Haemosporida; Plasmodiidae.
GAAGCUUUAGAUGAUAUAACAAAUCAAUACGGAUUAGGUUUGAUCAACCACUUGGGUCCUCACCUCAUAGCCCUGGGACAUUUUAUGGUAUUAAAAUUAGCUCUUAAAAAUUAUAAAAAUUAUUUUGAAGCAAAAAAUACAAAAUUUUUUAGUUGGCAAAAAAUUUUACAGUUCAGCUUAACAGAUCGAUUUAAAGUUCUUGAUAUGAUGUGUGACCAUGACUCUGUAUAUUACUCAGAAAAAAAACGUAGAAAAACUUACUUAAAAGUAGAUAGAUCGAAUACAUCUAUGGAAUGUAAUAUAUUGGAAUAUUUAAUACAUUUUUUUAAUAAAUAUCAGUUAGAAAUAAUUAAAACGACACAAGAUACUGAUUUUGAUUUACAUGGUAUGAUGGAACAUAAAUAUAUAAAAGAUUAUUUCUUCUCAUUUAUGUGUAAGGAUCCUAAAGAAUGUAUCAUUUAUCAUACUAACCAAUUUAAAAAAGAAGCCAACGAAGAAAAUACGUUUCCUGAAGAACCUAAUCGUGAAAUCAGUGCAUAUAAUUUAUAUUUAAAUUAUUAUUAUUUCAUGAAACGUUAUAGUUCAUAUGGAACAAAAAAAGCAUUAUAUGUUCAUUUAUUAAAUUUAACUGGACUUUUAAAUUAUGAUACAAGAGCAUAUGUGACAUCUCUUUAUUUACCAGGAUAUUACAACGUCGUUGAAAUGUCCUUUACAGAAGAUGUUGAGUUCACAACCC